AUGGCACAUUCUUUUGACGUUCCGCUGCAGUCGCGAAUCGUGGACGAUAAAUCGCCCAUCUGCAUCCCAUUCAUCCUGUCACGAAUCGAGACCUACCAAAAACAGCACCCAAACACCUCCCGGCCAUUCAUCAUCGGCCUGAACGGGGUCCAAGGGGUAGGCAAAACGACGCUGGUGCGGGCCCUGGCCGAGACCCUGCAGAGCCGGGAGGGGCUCCCGACGCUUGUCGUGAGCAUCGACGAUUUCUACCUGACGCAUGCCGACCAGCUAGCCCUGGCGGCGGCCAACCCGGACAACCAGCUGGUGCAGUAUCGUGGGGAACCCGGAACCCAUGAUGUUCCCCUGUUGACCUCCUUCCUCUCCUCACUCACAUCACCCUUCCCUCCCGAGGGCAUCCACGUCCCCAGCUAUGACAAGUCUCUAUUCUCCGGCCUAGGCGACCGCGCACCUCCUUCAACCUGGACUCAUAUCACCUCCCCACCCAAGAUUGUGAUUCUUGAGGGCUGGCUCGUUGGAUUCCGUCCGCUGUCGCCUGUUGCUCUUGAAGCCAAGUAUUGUUCCCCGACCAGCAAGACGCUUCACCGGCACUUGCCGGCUCAUUUGAUGUUUAUCAACUCCUGCUUGGAGAAGUAUCAACAGAUAUGGGACCAGUUUGACGCCUUCGUGCACGUUGAUGCCGAGGAUCUAGGCUGGGUGUAUGAGUGGAGGAUCCAGCAGGAGCAAGGCCUGCGGCGAGAGAAGGGGGUCGAAGGUGGCAUGACGGAUGAGCAGGUAAGGAAGUUUGUGGAUUGCUACUUCCCAGCUUAUGAGUUGUACAUCGACGGGAUCAGGAACGGGGUGCUUGGCGAGAGGAAAAAGGCGUGCCAGCUGAGGUUGGUGGUGGGGAGAGACAGAGCGGUCAAGGAAUCUUUGGUGAUUUGA
Podospora anserina S mat+ is the source of this 921-nucleotide messenger RNA. RefSeq lists its product as uncharacterized. The transcript has 2 exons. The coding region runs from base 1 to 921 and encodes 306 amino acids. Gene Ontology annotation, molecular function: GTP binding. Gene Ontology annotation, biological process: SRP-dependent cotranslational protein targeting to membrane. The record is from RefSeq and is a predicted model, not a curated record. NCBI's taxonomy places the organism in Eukaryota, Fungi, Ascomycota, Sordariomycetes, Sordariales, Podosporaceae. Gene Ontology annotation, cellular component: cytoplasm.